AGUAGCCUAAUAUAAUGUUGGUGUCUUUCAGUGCAGGCUACCUCUCGGACUGUGAACAGUCAGGUGGAAGUGCGCGUAAAAGAAAGUUCAUUCCGUUAUAAAUUAUUAUGUUUUAUAUCGGACACACUAAAGAAAGAACAAUUGUGUACCCUAUUAUUUGCAAGUAACAUUUUUGGGGGGUAUUUCUCAAGAGAAAGCACAACUUCACCAUUAUUUAAUCACCCAGCUGUGGAUACUUACUGAAAAAACGUGUUUGCAAAAGUGAAAGGACAGAUGGGUGGGAGUUGAGAGAGACAGACAGACAUCCCCCUGCUCCUCCAUCUCUCCUGCCUGGACUUCUGCUCACCGCCCCCUCAGAGAUGGCAGAGGACAUGUGGGAGAACAGAACAGUCCCCAGCCCUUACCCCCACCUCCCCCUGUCUUUGCUACUAUGUAACGACACCUUCCUCAAUGACACCCUCCUCAAUGACACCCUCUUCAACUGCAUCAACUCCACCAACAUUCCAGAGAUGCCAUUAGGACCCAGUGUAGCAGGGGUCCUCAUCCCACUCAUCUACAUCAUCGUCUGUGUCAUCGGCCUUGGCGGGAACAGCCUAGUCAUCCAUAUUGUGCUGCACUACUCCAAGACGGAGUCUGUGACUAACAUCUACAUCCUGAACCUGGCCAUCGCUGAUGAGCUCUUCAUGCUGGGCCUGCCCUUCCUGGCUGUCCAGAACACCCUCCAGUUUUGGCCCUUUGGCUCCUUUAUGUGCCGCCUGGUCAUGACCGUGGACUCCAUCAACCAGUUCACCUCCAUCUUCUGCCUAACUGUCAUGAGCAUUGACCGCUACCUGGCAGUGGUCCAUCCCAUACGCUCCUCCAAGUGGCGGCGGCCCCAGGUGGCCAAGGUGGUCAACGGCACAGUGUGGGCCAUCUCCUUCCUGGUGGUCCUGCCUGUGGUAAUCUUCGCCAACGUCCACAAGACGGGCGGCACCUGCAAUAUCUCCUGGCCUCGGCCGGCCGACAUUUGGAGGGCGGCUUUUAUCAUCUACACGUCCACAGUGGGUUUCUUCUGCCCACUCCUCAUCAUCUGCCUCUGCUACCUGCUCAUCGUCUUCAAGAUCCGCAGCUCUGGCAAGAAGGUCCACGCCACGUCCACCAAGCGCAGGAAGUCGGAGCGCAAGGUGACGCGCAUGGUGGUGAUCGUGGUCGCCGUGUUUGUCUUCUGCUGGUUGCCCUUCUACGCCCUCAACAUCCUCAACCUGCUGGUGUCUCUGCCAUCAGAGUACCCGGGCCUCUACUACUUUGUUGUGGUAAUGGGCUACGCCAACAGCUGCGCCAACCCCAUCGUCUACGGCUUCCUGUCAGAAAACUUUAAGCGGGGCUUCCGCAAGGCCCUGUGUCGUUCCUCACGCAAGGUGGAGAGCCACGACCUGACAGAGCGCCAGCAGCAGCAGGAGGAGAGAGGGAGGGUGCUGAAGCCCCGGGAGAGCUUGAGGAGGGUCGUACGAGAUGAGGAGGAGGAAGAGGAUGAUGACUACAGGGAGGACGUCACAGAGAUGACGGAGAUCUGUAGGAUCGCCCAGAAUGGGAACGGACAUCCUGAGAGUUCCCAGGCCCUGUUAACACCCAAGUCGCCAGCUCCAGGGGCAUCUGAGCAUGUGGUAUCCCCAGAAAGGAAAGCCAAAGCUGGUGACAUUGGUGGGAAAGGCCCAAGCUUGGGGCCUCCAGCAUCCCUGCAUAAUGGACACACAAAUGGGAGUGUCAAACCACUGCCAGAGGAGCCAGUGGAGAAGAACUCCUCACUGGAGAUAAGCUACCUAUAAUGUAAAAUAACUGUCCCCGAAGUCAGUUACCUGAUGGAACGUGCAUUAAUAUUUUGUAGCAUUCAUGUAAUGUCUAUUUAAAUGUACAGCGCUAUACACAUAUAGAGAAGAGAAGCACUCUGUAAGGCCAUAGCACCUUUCAUUAUUUAUUGCUACAUUUCUGAUCAAUGGGCUGAGAGUGUUUGAACUCUGCAUCAAGCCAAUGGAAUUUGUGUUACAAUGACUUGAUGCUGCCUGUAAAACGGUGUAUAUACUAGGUUGUUUCUGAAGACAUUUGUAUCAUUUCAAUCUGUGCAAUAUGUUUUACAACAUGAUCACUGUAUGUACGUAAUGUCUGUGCCUUUUCCCAAACUUAUCUGACAUAUCUGAUUGUAAUUGUAUUACAUUUCUACUGCACAAUGUGACAAUCAAUUAUAUAUAGAUGAAUGUAGCGUCACUUUUAUAUCCUAGUCAUUCACCUCGCUACACCUUAGCUGGAGGAACAGAGGACAGAAGAAAAAGAAGGCACCUUGUGUAGCUUCUAUCCCAUGGCAACAGAAUGGCCCUACACUCUUAGAACAAGGGUUCCAAAAAGGUUCCAAAAGGGUUCUUUGGCUGUAGAGAGCACCUCUUUUUCUAAGACUGUACCAAUUGUUUGUUUAGAUUGUUGAGGACUGGGGGGUGCACAAUGAGAGGAGGAAAACAGGUGCCCCGAUUGGCAUAAAAUCAAACUGUGGUUAUAGAUUUUUGAGGGUUUAUUUAGCUUGUGUGUUGUGAGCCGUGGUUGUGGUUGUGUUUGUACUGCUGCUAUGUGGGGGAAGAAAAGGGCUCUGGAAAGAGUUGGCAACUUGGCAUCCGGUGACAGUGUCUCAUGUUACUGAAUAUCAAGGUGGAAUAUCUGGUGACAGUGUCUCAUGUUACUGAAUAUCACAGUGGAAUAUCUGGCAACAGUGUCUCAUGUUACUGAAUAUCACAGUGGAAUAUUUGGCAACAGUGUCUCAUGUUACUGAAUAUCAAGGUGGAAUAUCUGGUGACCGUGUCUCAUGUUACUGAAUAUCAAGGUGGAAUAUCUGGUGACAGUGUCUCAUAUUACUGAAUAUCAAGGUGGAAUAUUUGGUGACAGUGUCUCAUGUUACUGAAUAUCAAGGUGGAAUAUCUGGUGACAGUGUCUCGUAUUACUGAAUAUCAAGGUGGAAUAUCUGGUGACAGUGUCUCGUAUUACUGAAUAUCAAGGUGGAAUAUCUGGUGACAGUGUCUCGUAUUACUGAAUAUCAAGGUGGAAUAUCUGGUGACAGUGUCUCAUGUUACUGAAUAUCAAGGUGGAAUAUCUGGUGACAGUGUCUCAUGUUACUGAAUAUCAAGGUGGAAUAUCUGGUGACAGUGUCUCAUGUUACUGAAUAUCAAGGUGGAAUAUCUGGUGACAGUGUCUCAUGUUACUGAAUAUCAAGGUGGAAUAUCUGGUGACAGUGUCUCAUGUUACUGAAUAUCAAGGUGGAAUAUCUGGUGACAGUGUCUCGUAUUACUGAAUAUCAAGGUGGAAUAUCUGGUGACAGUGUCUCAUGUCACUGAAUAUCAAGGUGGAAUAUCUGGUGACAGUGUCUCGUAUUACUGAAUAUCAAGGUAGAAUAUCUGGUGACAGUGUCUCGUAUUACUGAAUAUCAAGGUGGAAUAUCUGGUGACAGUGUCUCAUGUUACUGAAUAUCAAGGUGGAAUAUCUGGUGAUAGUGUCUCAUGUUACUGAAUAUCAAGGUGGAAUAUCUGGUGACAGUGUCUCAUGUUACUGAAUAUCAAGGUGGAAUAUCUGGUGACAGUGUCUCAUGUUACUGAAUAUCAAGGUGGAAUAUCUGGUGACAGUGUCUCAUGUUACUGAAUAUCAAGGUGGAAUAUCUGGUGACAGUGUCUCAUGUUACUGAAUAUCAAGGUGGAAUAUCUGGUGACAGUGUCUCGUAUUACUGAAUAUCAAGGUGGAAUAUCUGGUGACAGUGUCUCAUGUUACUGAAUAUCAAGGUGGAAUAUCUGGUGACAGUGUUCAAUUUGCUUGAGGGCAUACCAAGGUUGCACAUAUCUGAUUGUUGUUGUGUUGUUCAACACUUGGCCCUCUGGUUUCUGUAACUCGGCCUAUAUAGUAUGCCAUUUAAAAGGUCAAGGAACAUCAGAGUUCCUACACACUGAUUGUUUCUUUUAAGAAUGACUUUUUCCUGUUCUUUUGAAUGCUAUCUGGCAGCUAUGACAGGGGAGCCACAUUGGAGGCAUUGAGGUUGUACAGACAGAGGAUAUGAGAAUAUAGACAGAUAAGAUAUGAGCAUGAAGAGCUGAAAUCACGACAUUGUAGGGAUGGUAUCUACAAUAUCUGACAUCUAGGUGAUUCAUAUGACUAAAUGUGUAAUAAAUGUAUUUGUUUUAUCAUAGAUAUGUACAGUACUUGGACAACAAAAGGAGCGCAGAAUGUCAAAAUAGUGGAUGUUUUCUUUAGAGGUUUAGUUCAUUAGGGGAAAAGACUACUGUAAAUCAUGCACACACCAAGACAUGAAAAGGAAACGGGUACUGUAGGUGCACACAAAAUAUGCAUUAUUAGACCGUUACACCUGAGUUACCACACAGCCACAAGCCCUCAUUAACCAAUUUGCCCAGUGGAGUGGAAGGCAUUCGGUGAAACCACACUGACCAACACAUAAAGUGCCUCAGUAUAUUGUUACACUCCACCAACAUUGUUGACUCUUGUGUCCCUUUCACUGCAUUCAUUGAUACAAAUAGCAGUGUAUUGUAGAAAGCAGUUUAACUCACUUGAACAAUGCUAUCUGAUCCAUGAUAAAUCCAUUUCCUCUGCCACCCCCGCCGCUGGCACACUCCCACACACACACUCUCUCUCACAGCUGCAUUGAGAGGUAUGAAAACAUCAUUAAAGGCUUAUGAAAAGUGAGUUGUUUCACCAAUGCCAUGCUUGCAGUUCCGCUAUGCAGACUUGUGACAAGCAGCAUACUGUGAAGUGUUGUAUAAUUGCCAGUUUCAUGUCAAAUAUACACUUGUUUACUUGUACUUGAGUUGUGUAUGGGAUUAUUCUAUCAAAUAUGAUUUUUGUUUUCCACUGUUUGUGUGAUCUUUCCUCAGUGAUAAUCAGCGCAGUGCUUAUUGUAGACGGAGGUGAGGCAAGCAGCUGACCACCUGAUUGGUCGACGGGUGGUAUCUUUAUGAAUCUGUGUGAUUCAUUGUUCGCUCUCUCCACCCACAGAAGCCCACCUCAGUAUGAUAUGGGCACAGGAAGAAGCAAACACAACCGCAGGUGACUCUGAUAACACUGAUAUAAUUCACUCUUUUUGGCAGUGGCUACUAUGGAAACACUAUGUAAACAGUGCCUGUAGCGCAAGGGUAAGAACACAACAGAGCCCUGAAAGUCAGAGAAUAGGCAUAGUAUUUCUCAUCCAGAUGUGCUAUUUGGUUUGGGAUGAAAUCUCUCAAUCCAAGGGCAACACACAUGUAUUGACAUGUUCUCAGCUAACUAUCUGUAGAGGAGCAUUCUGUGGUGUGGUCAUUGCGUUCCAAUGGGCCAUGCCAAAACACCAUCAGUGUUAUUGUGCCUCUUUUUUUGAUUGUGUCUCAAGCAUCUCAUUGUGCCAAUGCAAUCUGACAGUUUUAGCAUUGCUCAAAGAGACAGCUGGGGGGUAACAAGUAGUUUGCUGAUGGUUUAAGGGAGAAGGGACUGUUCUGGCGGAUGAGGUGUGGGAGAAGGGACUGAUCUGGCAGAUGAGGUGUGGGAGAAGGGACUGAUCUGGCAGGUGAGGUGUGGGAGACGGGACUGAUCUGGCAGAUGAGGUGUGGGAGAAGGGACUGAUCUGGCAGAUGAGGUGUGGGAGAAGGGACUGAUCUGGCAGAUGAGGUGUGGGAGAAGGGACUGAUCUGGCAGGUGAGGUGUGGGAGACGGGACUGAUCUGGCAGGUGAGGUGUGGGAGACGGGACUGAUCUGGCAGGUGAGGUGUGGGAGACGGGACUGAUCUGGCAGGUGAGGUGUGGGAGACGGGACUGAUCUGGCAGGUGAGGUGUGGGAGACGGGACUGAUCUGGCAGGUGAGGUGUGGGAGACGGGACUGAUCUGGCAGGUGAGGUGUGGGAGACGGGACUGAUCUGGCAGGUGAGGUGUGGGAGACGGGACUGAUCUGGCAGGUGAGGUGUGGGAGACGGGACUGAUCUGGCAGGUGAGGUGUGGGAGACGGGACUGAUCUGGCAGGUGAGGUGUGGGAGACGGGACUGAUCUGGCAGGUGAGGUGUGGGAGACGGGACUGAUCUGGCAGGUGAGGUGUGGGAGACGGGACUGAUCUGGCAGGUGAGGUGUGGGACACGGGACUGAUCUGGCAGGUGAGGUGUGGGAGAAGGGACUGAUCUGGCAGGCGAGGUGUGGGAGAAGGGACUGAUCUGGCAGAUGAGGUGUGGGAGAAGGGACUGAUCUGGCAGAUGAGGUGUGGGAGAAGGGACUGAUCUGGCAGGUGAGGUGUGGGAGAAGGGACUGAUCUGGCAGGUGAGGUGUGGGAGAAGGGACUGAUCUGGCAGGUGAGGUGUGGGAGAAGGGACUGAUCUGGCAGGUGAGUGGUGGGAGAAGGGACUGAUCUGGCAGGUGAGGUGUGGGAGAAGGGACUGAUCUGGCAGGUGAGGUGUGGGAGAAGGGACUGAUCUGGCAGGUGAGGUGUGGGAGAAGGGACUGAUCUGGCAGGUGAGGUGUGGGAGAAGGGACUGAUCUGGCAGAUGAGGUGUGGGAGAAGGGACUGAUCUGGCAGAUGAGGUGUGGGAGAAGGGACUGAUCUGGCAGAUGAGGUGUGGGAGAAGGGACUGAUCUGGCAGAUGAGGUGUGGGAGAAGGGACUGAUCUGGCAGGUGAGGUGUGGGAGAAGGGACUGAUCUGGCAGGUGAGGUGUGGGAGAAGGGACUGAUCUGGCAGGUGAGGUGUGGGAGAAGGGACUGAUCUGGCAGGUGAGGUGUGGGAGAAGGGACUGAUCUGGCAGGUGAGGUGUGGGAGAAGGGACUGAUCUGGCAGGUGAGGUGUGGGAGAAGGGACUGAUCUGGCAGGUGAGGUGUGGGAGAAGGGACUGAUCUGGCAGAUGAGGUGUGGGAGAAGGGACUGAUCUGGCAGGUGAGGUGUGGGAGAAGGGACUGAUCUGGCAGAUGAGGUGUGGGAGAAGGGACUGAUCUGGCAGGUGAGGUGUGGGAGACGGGACUGAUCUGGCAGAUGAGAUGUGGAUUUCGUACUCGCCUGGUGGCUCUUUUCUUGAUUGUCAUUCUUGAAGUUGCUGUGUUUUGUGCAUCAGCAGGAGCAAAUCCCUAAAUGUUAUUAGAUUAAUACAAUAAAAAGUUGCUCUGGAUAAGACC
This is a messenger RNA of Oncorhynchus gorbuscha (pink salmon), 7137 nucleotides long. Its product is annotated as somatostatin receptor type 5-like. Gene Ontology annotation, biological process: neuropeptide signaling pathway. The record is from RefSeq and is a predicted model, not a curated record. NCBI's taxonomy places the organism in Eukaryota, Metazoa, Chordata, Actinopteri, Salmoniformes, Salmonidae. The transcript is spliced from 2 exons. Gene Ontology annotation, cellular component: neuron projection; membrane. Gene Ontology annotation, molecular function: somatostatin receptor activity; neuropeptide binding. Bases 360 to 1805 code for a protein of 481 amino acids.